Molecule: messenger RNA, 2100 nt
Organism: Brassica rapa (field mustard)
Lineage: Eukaryota; Viridiplantae; Streptophyta; Magnoliopsida; Brassicales; Brassicaceae
Product: dehydration-responsive element-binding protein 2G
Biological process (GO): positive regulation of DNA-templated transcription; response to stress
Cellular component (GO): nucleus
Molecular function (GO): DNA-binding transcription factor activity; transcription cis-regulatory region binding
Source: RefSeq, a predicted model, not a curated record
GUUUAUCAGUUCCAAGAAGUAGGGGAGUAGAAGAAAACAAGUUUCGCAGUUUCGACGAUCUGAGUGACACUCAUCCCCAGUUCCCCACACUUGCUUCUUAUUACUAUCUCACACAUGUUCCUUUUUUUUGUUAACACUACACAUGUUUCUUAUUCAAAGAUAAUGAGAUUUGUAUUUAUAACUAACUCAUAAUAACACAAACUGUCCGAUUUGCCCGAAUAAAUGCAAAUUUCUCUAAAUUAUUUAACUCUUAGCAUCAACUAUGCAUAAGACUGCUUUGCUAAUUGCAUGGUCGUCCAAACCCCAAAGUAAACAAAAGGAAAACUAAAAAGCCUUAAAGUUCAUAGUUUUUUUUUUUUUUAAAUUAAAGUUCAUAGUUUUUAACUGAGAUAUAAAUUUAAAGAUUUUGUUAAUGUAUUAAUAAAUCAGUACAUUUUAUACACACUGCCAUAAAAGUCAAAUAUAGAACGGAUCUUUUUUAUCAUCAAAUGUAGCAAAAUCUAGGGAGUCUUUCAAGAAAACUGUUAAAGAAAAUCGAUGUUUUUAAUUGUCAACAAUGAAAAUAGAUGACUUAUAUAAAGUAAAAAAAAAAGGAAUAGAUGAUUUAAUAAGUAGUGGUAGAAAAAUAAGUACUUCGAGCCGAAGCACAUAACGAAUGGUUAAGCCAUAUGUGUUCCUAGUCGUUUGCCAGGGCAUCCUCUAUUUCAACACGUGACAUACAGGCAUGUACGUUUACGUACGUAUAGAGUUAUGCUUUGUCCUUGUUUUCUGUUUAUUUUAUCAAAACUGUUAAACCUAUCCAAAAACAGUGGUCUGGGAGUCGUUUUCGUGUAACAAAGAGACAUUAAAAAAAACAAAAAGAGAUUCCUUAGUAUACAUAAAUACACACGUAGACACUCAUGCACAUGCCACGAAAGAAUACGUAUACUCUUGACGUGUCCAUGAAUAUAUAUAAACGUACUCUUCAAUUUUCAUUUCAGUCUUUAUAUAUACUAGUUAGUAAUUUAGAUUGUAAAUAAAAACAUCCAUCUCUCAAAGAACACACCAUGGAAGAAGAGCAACCUCCGGCCAAGAAACGUAACAUGGGAAGAUCAAGAAAAGGUUGUAUGAAAGGUAAAGGUGGUCCAGAGAACGCUACUUGUACUUUCCGUGGAGUUAGGCAACGCACUUGGGGUAAAUGGGUCGCUGAGAUCCGUGAGCCUAACCAUGGCACUCGCCUCUGGCUCGGCACUUUCAAUACCUCGGUCGAAGCCGCCAUGGCUUACGAUGAAGCCGCUAAGAAGCUUUACGGACACGAGGCUAAACUCAACUUGUUGCACCCACAACAACAACAAAAGGAAAAAGUUAACAGGAACUUGUCUUUCUCGUUAACAGGAACUUCUUGGGAUUAUAAGCUAGAGAAGGUUCAUGGGUUGGACCUUGGUCUCGUCCCGUCAAGUGGGUCACGCGGUUCGUGGUCGGGGAGUUUUAGUUUUAUACAAGAAGAUGACAAAACUACAAGUGAGUCGAGUGUUUCUUGGUUAUUACCAAAACGAAGUGAUUCACAAGAUCAAGAAAGCGUUCAUGCUGCGAGUAGCUUGACGUUUUCGACGAAGUUGAAACCGAUGAUGACUCCUGAUUAUGGAUUAUCAAAUGGAGUUGGUUCUAGGUUUCUUGUAGAGCAAGAAAAGAAGACGGUAUAUGAUGUAUCAUCAUCGUGUGGCUCGUCAGAUAAUAAGGAGAGUAUCUUGGUUCCUAGUGUCGGCGUCGGGGAAGUGAUGCAUAGGACGGAGGUGGAGGAAGGGACAGGGUAUUUGGAGAUGGACGACCUUUUGGAGAUUGAUGAUUUGGGUUUGUUGAUAGGUAAAAAUGGAGACUUCAAGAAUUGGUGUUGUGAUGAGUUUCAACAUCCAUGGAAUUGGUUCUUAGAGUGAGUUUUAUUUAUAUUAUUAUCAUUUAUUGUUUAUCAUAAAUCUCUCCUUAGUUCGAUAUAUAAGAUUAAUUAAUUUGUUAUUCAUACAUAGUAAUCGUCAUGUGUGUAUAAAUAGGUUUGAGCAUGUUUUGAGUUUCCCUAUGCGAUAUGUAAAAUAUAGAUUUUAUACGAACGUUCUCUAUUAUAAA